This is a messenger RNA of Eufriesea mexicana, 3102 nucleotides long. RefSeq names its product transforming acidic coiled-coil protein (gene tacc). Gene Ontology annotation, biological process: mitotic spindle organization; cerebral cortex development; nuclear migration. The coding region runs from base 63 to 2927 and encodes 954 amino acids. Gene Ontology annotation, cellular component: cytoplasm. NCBI's taxonomy places the organism in Eukaryota, Metazoa, Arthropoda, Insecta, Hymenoptera, Apidae. The transcript is spliced from 7 exons. The record is from RefSeq and is a predicted model, not a curated record.
UUCUCAGUGAACGACGACUGUCCACUGUACACGCAUCUUUAUCUACGUUUAUCCGCGAGAAAAUGGAGUAUAUCAAUAAACUGCUGCACAGAGCUGCCGCGAUCCCGGCAAGGACAUCGCUGUCGCCAUCGCCAUCGCCCACGCCACCGAGCGGCACCGACAAUUCUGCAUCGAAAAGUGCGGAGCAUGAGGUGAAGGUUCGAUUCGCUCGCGAGUUCGCCGACGUUGGAUCGAUCACCUACUCGGCUGCAGAAAGUCUGUCCUCGGCCAGCAGUUUCCAGAGUCUCAACAGUACUUUAAGCACAAAGAGCAGCAGCGGUAUCUGCUCAGACUUCAUACCCCAAAGCCCUAAUCAGGUCUUGAACGAUUCGUACGUGGACCCGAAUAUAUCUGGCUUGGAAGACCUGAUUGCCGGUUGCGCGGGUAUACACUUGAAUAGCGACGACGAACAGUCGUACAACACUCUACAAAAUUCUCAAGACUUUAGCCAAGAUCAAACGUUCGCAUCUGCCACCGAUGAUCUAACCAAUCUCACCAAGAGUCUCGUUUCCGACGUCUCUCUGACGGACUGCCAAAGUACGGUUGAAAACUUUGAGAGUAAUUCGACGACACGCGAUUCUACAUGCUCGCCGAUUAAUUGUACGCAGAACAAUAGCCAGGAACGACCUAUUCUAGGCAGCAUCUGCAUCAGGGAACCUUCCCCCGUAGCGAACAGAAGGCAUAGUUUCAUAAAGUUAGAGGAAACAAUAGAGAAGAGGUCGAUUUCUCCUAAAAGAAAUAAUGACUUAAAUAACAGUGAUCAUCAAACGAAUAACAGCUUUGUGAAUAAAGUUGACGAGGUCUCUCUGCCACAGUCUCGUAGCACAGAGUUUAACUUAAAUACAACGGUGUGUCUAUCACCUAGCAAAGAAAUCACAGAUGUUUCUAAAGAGGUACAAUCUAGCGAGUCAGAAAAUAGUUCGCGCGAAAUUCAUUCUUUAUCUCUGAAUUUUAUACCUUGUACCGUCGCGAAUUCUGUAUGUAACUCAACAUCUGCGUCCACAGAGAAUGCAGAAGAAUUGUCGUUGCCUAGUAUACCGACGUUUUCUUCUUUACUCAACAGUACAGAUUCCUCAAAAUUAAACGAAAGCAAUAAUAACACUCAAGAGAAUGAAGGCAUUGUGAAAAAUUCGCCAAGGUCCUCGUCCCCUGUAAAUGAUUCUAACGCAGCGGUAAUCUCGUCUCCGGAUAUUGUAGAGAAAAGUCCUGCACGAGAAGUACAAGAUAAAAGCAAUAGUAUAACAGAAUCGGUUCCACCAAACUUUCCUGAUAACGUUUCAAGCGAUCGGCAGAUUCCUUUAGAUGAUACUUUUUCUGUAAGACCACAAACGCCGGAAAUUCAAGAGAAUUCCGCUAUCAUAAACGUUUGUCAAGAGGUUGAGAGUUGUGAUAUCAUUGUUAGUAACAUUGAACAAUCUUUGCCAAAGGAAGAAAGCUUCGAGCUAAACGAUACUACUCCUAAGAAGGAAGAAAUAGAAACUAGAAAGCCAGAUGAAUCUCUUGGUGAAAAGGAUGUGGUUGUUUUGGAAAAGACAGAUACAGUAGGUUCGAUAAAGGAGGAAGAAGACGAGAAAGAAGGGGAUCAGUUCUCUGAAGAUAAAUUAGACACUACUAUUACCAUUGAAGAUGUUUUCUUGACUUCCGAGGCUAUACCAGAAGUGGAACACUAUACAGAGUUUAAGCCGCAACGACAAAGCACUACGCUAGCUACAUUGAAUAUCGAACAACCAAAUUUCGAAGAACUGCAAUCUGCUGCUGAACAGGUUGCCAAUGAUAUUUUUAAAUAUUCAUUGGAUUUCUCAGAAGAAAACGAUAAUUUCACCAGCGCAACAUCUGAAAUCUUCCAAGAUCCUACGAGCUUCGAUUUUUUGAUAAAUCACGGCAAUUCGAAAACUGUCAAUCGUUUGAGGACCGAGUCUUUGUAUGUAAAAUUUGAUCCAUUAGUAGCAGACACCAGCAUGUUACCUCAGGGAAAUACGCAGUCCAUAAACGAGGAACAAAACGGCAAAAGUGAAAACGUACCAGUGAAUAUCGAUACUCCUAAACAUAAUCCUGCCAUAGCUGCUAUAGAUAGGCUACUUUUUUAUAGUCCGAUUUCUACAAAUAUGACGCAGAAGACAAAUGAACUUCAAGAGAAAAUGGCUAGCAAAGAACAGCCUGCAGAAGAAUCGAAAUCAGACACUCCGCUUAUUACCGAUAUUAAUAUGAGUAAGGAAUUAGAAUUAGUAAGGGCAACUGUACUACAAUUAGAAGAAGAACUAGAGAAACAAAAGAAGGAGUAUGAAAGUGAAUUAGAGAAGCAAAAGAAUGCUUUUCAAGAAAAAAUUAAUAAAUUACAAGCACAAAUAGCGCAGGAGGUAAAAAGUAAAUCUCAGAUGACGGUCGUAGUCGAAGAGUAUGAAAAAUCGAUUAGCCGACUGCUCACGGAAAGAGAGAGAGAUCGUACAAAUUUUGAACAAGAAAAAGCAAAACUGCAAGAAGAAUUACAAGUCACAAAUGUUCAUUUAAGCAACACGGAGGCUGCUUUUAAUGACGUUCAUCAAAAGUACGAGAGACUUAAAGGAGUCAUGUCCGCGUAUAAAAGUAAUGAAACAGUAUUGAAAGAGAGCAUUCAAGAGAACAUGGAAACAAUAAAAGGUUUGGAAACGCGGUACGAUCAAUUGAAGAAUCAUGCUAUGGCCGAGCUCGAAAAAGCUAACUUUGAAUUGGAUGCUAUACGAAAACAGCAUGAGGAUGAAACAGUAAAACUUCAUGCAAUGGUAAGGAAAGCAGAGCUGAAAAGUAAUUCAUUGGCCGAAUUGGUCGAACAGAAGACAAAAGAAAAUAAGGAAUUAACGCAAAUAUUGGAUGAAGUAAUUGCCAGGGUGGGUCACCAAAAUGCGGAAUAAAUAGCAGAAGAUUAAACAAGCAUCGCGAACGCAAUGCGAUUAGUCUUUAUUUUUUUACUCGCCCCUUAAACGUUUUAGAUACAACCAUAUGUUAGAGAAGCACCUUUUAUUAAUUAUUUAUAAGUUGUGAAAUAUAUAUAUAUAUAUACUAUUUUAUCGCUAAUAAAAAAUAGGC